This is a messenger RNA of Maniola jurtina (meadow brown), 3355 nucleotides long. RefSeq lists its product as uncharacterized. NCBI's taxonomy places the organism in Eukaryota, Metazoa, Arthropoda, Insecta, Lepidoptera, Nymphalidae. The record is from RefSeq and is a predicted model, not a curated record. The transcript has 3 exons. The coding region runs from base 1 to 3261 and encodes 1086 amino acids.
AUGACAACUUACACAAUGCAAGCCGGGACGCCGCCGGCGCAGUGCCGCUCCCGCCAGCCAUACACCAAGUCACCCACGAUGGGGAGAAAGGCAUUAAUAGCAGUGUUGUGCUGGAUAGCGAUAAAUGGAACCUCAGCGAAAGCCGUGCAAACAUCAAACAGUGUUGGACUUAUAGACAAUGUGAGUGCAGAAAGUGCUCCCGCGCUGUACCGCAACGUUCCCGUCAGUGUGUACUCGUACGCCAGUGCUGCCCCGUACGCGGCCUACUCCUUCCACGUUCCACAGUUUGUUGCGCCGAAUUUCAACCAUCUUCCAUUGAAUCCAGACAGAAUACUGGCGCAGAGUACGAACAAUUACUUGAAGGACUCUUACGGGCAAAGGUUCGUGGACGCGCCUCAGCCAUACGCCUACAAGGCUGCAUUACCUCAACAAUUUGUGCCACUGCAGAAGUUACCGGCCCACCUUAGCCAGCCAUUAGUAGCUGCUGCCCCGAACGCUCAAUAUGGUCAAGCGACUCACUUCUUUGGAGCUCCAUUUAGGUUAGCCAACCUCCAGGCGUUUUCACCCCAGAAUGAAAAUCCGUUUGGCGCUGUACAACCCUUAGUAUACGCUCAAAACGUAAGGACUCUCGCGUCACCCGCAACCAAACAAGCUAACGGACAACCCGUCGCUCAGCAGCAAUCCACCAGAAACAAUAACGUAUACGCCAACGCUCAAUACAGUCAGUUUUGGAACCAACCGAAAGCCCAAACAAAACAAGAGGACCCAAAAAUUUCCGCCAGUGACCACAAAGAAAACCAACAAAUUGUUCAAAGCUUACCAUUAGUGCAUGCACCUAAACAAACUACCAUUACUUCUUUUAAUAAUGGCAAGAAAACAGUCGUUAAUUUGAUUACCAAACCGCCUGUGCCUCUCCUCGAUUUGACUCUGUUAGAGCCAUUGACUUUUGAUAAUCCUCUAGUGCCACAAGUACAACAUUUUUUGCCAAAAAUUCAUUCAGUCACAUAUAAAAAAUUACAUGAAUUAGAUCAACAAGAUCAUCCAAAGAUAAUUACUAUAAAAAGGAAGACAACAAAAAAGACCAAAAAACAAAAGAAACCAAAGAUCAUUAAAGAUGAGGUAGAAGUUAAUCAUACACCCAGUGUAAGUAAUGAUCACGAUACUGAACUGUCUUAUGAGGUGAACUCUCCUACUUAUAAAGAGACUGUCUCAGAAAAAAAGAUUAGUUAUAAUAAGGAAACCACAUCAAAACCAGUCGUUAUAAGUUAUGAGAAGAAAACUGAAAUGAAACCUGUUACUUACUCAUAUGGAAAAAAUGUUCAAAAGGAGCCAGUGCAUUAUAAUUACGUGCAUAACUCUAACGAGCCCGCGAAACAGGCAUAUCUUGAUGAUAAUAAAGAAAAAACAAAGCAUCUAAUAUACCAUUUUUCGCCUGAGGAGCAAAGCGAGGAACAAAACGAGCAAAGCCAUAAUUCUGCACCACACUUGGAAUCAGUGGAAAUUUUUGAAGAAAAUCCGAAUGAAAGUGACUCGGAAGAAGUAUCUCCGCAACAACAUCUACAACACCACGAACCCCAAAACAAACAUCACCAGCAUCAACAACACGAACAUCGACCGCAACAACAACUCCAUCAACAUGAAACUCACAAGAGCCAGCCACACAAUCUACAAGUUCAAAAACAUAACGAAGUCCCCCAGCCAUUCCAACAUCAACAACACCAAACAUACAAACCACGACAGUAUCAACAGUAUGAACCCCGACAGUACCACCAAUAUGAACCACAUCCACAUCACCACCAACAACAGGAGCAUCCCCAUCAACAACAUCAAAAAUACGAACCACAACAACACCAAAAAUCCGAAGCGCAACAUCAUCAACAACACAAAAACCAUGAACCACGCCAUCACCAACAACACCAAAACCAUGAACCACAACACCAAAACCAUGAACCACAACAACAGAAACAACAUGCACCACAACAACAAAUACACGAUAACGCGCAGCACGAGCUAGCAGAAGAAGCAUAUAACGAACCCAACCAAAACUUCAGAGAAGAACCAGAACCUGAAGACAGAGAGGUUGCUUACUAUCAAAACUCCAAGGAAAAUAUUCAGCCUGAACACAGAGAGGAAGUUUAUUAUCCGAAUUCUAAAAACGCUCAUGUAGAGUCACGUGAAGAAUCUCCAGAACCUGUUGUAUAUAAGUCCUCUCCUCAGCAGGAGCAAAAACAAUAUGAAGCUAUAGUUCCCGAGUAUGAAGAAGAUAUUACGAUACUACCAGCGCCCAAGCCGCAUGCUCCCAUCCGCGCUGAAGAAAAUGGUAAUCGAGGUUCGAAUAGUAAGCACAACUCACAUCCAGAAUCACACAGUGAACAAGUACAUUAUGAUUAUCCUAAAUCAUAUUAUUCUUCACCACCCGCGCCCCAAGCAAAAUCAAAUCGAAUAACCAUCAAGGAUGACUCCCCACAACAGAAAGAAGAAGUGUACAAGCCAAAUGACGAGCUAAUAGAAGCUAUGGUAAAAAAACAAGAGGAAAGCGAGGAAGAUUUUGAGCAGGCAUAUAAAGACGCAGCUUAUGGGUUCCAAGCGUACGAAGCACCCGUUAGAAAUACUGACAGAGAAAAAGAGAUUUAUAACCCAGCAAACUAUGGUGUCCCUCGAUACCAUAAUGAUUUUGAUGAAGAAAAAAGUGCAUUAAGGCAAUAUGAGCCCGAAGGUGACGAAUACCCAGCACAAAUGCGCUCCAACUACAAAGACUCCAGGGACAAAACGAACGAAGAUUACUAUACAGAUUAUUCAGUGAGCAGACCCCAGAGCCUUAUUGAAAGGAAAAAGCAAAAAGAGGAGUACUAUGACAAUUAUAACGAACACAAACCGCAGAACUACUACGCCAAAGAUGAUUCAGAUAAACAGCAAAGCGCGAAAUACAUCGCGGGACCCGCUUACAGCUAUCCUGGAGCGCCGCAACAAAAGUUUGCGAAAUUCACGAGUAGAAUUACACCAUUAGAUGAAUACAAUUACGUCAAGGAAGCACCGAUUGACAAUUCCGCAUUUGGAACGGGAAUAUAUGCGAGUAAAAUGCAAUUUCUGGAACCACAUUAUCAAUAUGGGUUCGAGCCCAUACGAGUAUCUCGACUAUUAGAUCGUGAGCUCGCCGCGAUGGCUAGCGACCAUAGUCCCGAAACCGUAAAAAAAAUGUAUAAAGAAAACUUUUAUAUUGAAAAGUCCAGUACCUCAAAAGGCGAAAAAUUAACGAGCUGAUAGAGUAUUUAAUUUAUUUAUUGUUUUACGUUAAGUUAACCAUAUUUAUAAGGGUUGUACGUUGUUGUCUCGUGUGAAUUGCUCAUAAAAAUAU